Molecule: messenger RNA, 1014 nt
Organism: Tuber melanosporum (Perigord truffle)
Lineage: Eukaryota; Fungi; Ascomycota; Pezizomycetes; Pezizales; Tuberaceae
Exons: 4
Coding region: 100-750 (216 amino acids)
Biological process (GO): proton motive force-driven mitochondrial ATP synthesis
Cellular component (GO): membrane
Molecular function (GO): proton-transporting ATP synthase activity, rotational mechanism
Source: RefSeq, a predicted model, not a curated record
AUCUCAACCCCGAUUCCUUUUCGCAACUCCGAACGUCUUCCAUCAUCAACCCCCGCGCCGUCAUCUCAUUGUCUCGCACUCUCUCCGCUCAUCACCAUUAUGUUUCCCAUUCGCUCUGCCUCUAUUGCCAGGGCAAUUGUGCCCCGUGUUGGGAGGGCGUAUGCUGCCGCCUCCACCUCCACAAGGCCUCCGGUUCAGUUGUUUGGUGUUGACGGAACAUAUGCCUCUGCCUUAUACACUGCGUCUGCCAAGACCAGGUCCCUUGAUUCUACCGAGAAAUCCCUCCAAACACUCAAGGGGAUUCUCCAGAAGGACCCUAAAUUGGAGACUAUUAUCAGCUCUCCUACCCUCAAUGCCGGUGAUAAAUCCCAGAUCAUUGCCGAAAUCGCCAGGCCCAUCGCUUCGGACAAAACGGUCAAGAAUCUUCUUGAGGUGCUAGCUGAGAACAACAGACUCGGCCUGCUACGUGGAGUUAUUGACAAAUACUCUACACUUAUGAGUGCGCACAAGGGAGUGGUUGAGGCUGUCAUUACUUCUGCUUCGCGACUCGAUCCAAGGACUGUUAGUCGCCUUGAAACUGCCAUCUCUAAGUCACAGUACGUCGGAGCCGGUAAAACACUUGAAGUCGUGAAUAAGGUUAACCCUGAAAUCCGCGGGGGCUUGGUUGUAGAGAUUGGUGAGCGGACUAUUGACCUCAGUGUCUCUGCCAAGAUGUCUAGGCUCAAUAAGCUUUUGACCGAUGCACUGUAAAAAUAUUCACUCGAAGUGGAAAUAAACCCCUUGAAUGGCGAAACGUUGAUAGAAUAGGGGGGAUAGAGCAUUUAUAGCUGAAAGAAGGGUGGCUUGGAUAUCAGUAGUUGCCGUCAGAAGUAGUGAUAGUAGGCAAUUGUCAUCAUAGAGUGUUGGUAUCAUACUCGUACAUGACAUUCCCGUUCUUUUAUAAAGCCCUUUACCCUGGCAACACGGUGCUUUGGUUUUUUGUAUGAUAUCAUAAGAACAGGUCCAUGGUUAACC